AGCGUGCCGCAGUCUCGGAUCCCGAGGACGCACACACACACACACACACGCAGAGACACACAUUCACACGAGUCGAUACUGUCUUUCCUCAGCGCAGACAUCCCGCGCGUUAACGAGUCGCUCUUGCCGUUCUCUCUCUCUCUGUCAACCGACUGUCAAUCCGUCGGAACAUCACACAUCGGGUUCUCGAUCCGUUUUCUCGAACCACGGGCCUGUUUUGUGACAAGUGGCAAGUGAGCAGAGGAUAUCCAGCUUAAGCUCCGUUUCGUUCCAACCAUGGCACCGCACACCAGCUACACGCCUGUCGCCAGUAUGGAGUACGAGGAGCCAGUGUCGAGGACGUACCAAUAUAGAAAGGUGAUGAAGCCUAUGCUGGAGAGGAAGAGGCGAGCCAGGAUCAAUCGUUGCCUGGACGAGCUGAAGGAUCUGAUGGUGACGGCUCUGCAGGCCGAGGGAGAGAACGUGGCCAAGUUGGAGAAGGCUGAUAUCUUGGAGCUCACCGUUCGUCACUUACACACCCUCAGAGCUGCCAGGAGGCUAACUCUCACGCCUGAGAACAGCUAUGCCGACAGAUUCAGGGAAGGAUUCACUCAGUGCGCGCAGGAGGUGUCUUCGUUCCUGUCCACCCCUGUCGCAGCCGCUGUCCAUCCCGCUGCUGGUGCUCAGUUGAUGAGACACCUGGGUGGCUGCCUUCGGAGACUAGAGGGUCCAGCUUCGAGCACCAUCUCUGGCACCAAUACUGCCACCACGACGGUCACUACUGUCGGCAAAACGACACCAGCUGUCAGUCCAGUUGCGAACGUGAUGAUCAACGUACCCCAGAACGUCUACACGCCACCGCAGAGCCCUGUCAGCGUGGCUAGCUCCUCCGGCGAGUCCACUGAGUCCUCUAACGCUGUUUGGAGACCGUGGUGA
Molecule: messenger RNA, 915 nt
Organism: Eufriesea mexicana
Lineage: Eukaryota; Metazoa; Arthropoda; Insecta; Hymenoptera; Apidae
Product: enhancer of split mbeta protein
Exons: 1
Coding region: 277-915 (212 amino acids)
Biological process (GO): regulation of DNA-templated transcription
Molecular function (GO): DNA binding; protein dimerization activity
Source: RefSeq, a predicted model, not a curated record